Ipomoea triloba (trilobed morning glory) is the source of this 1704-nucleotide messenger RNA. RefSeq lists its product as uncharacterized. Gene Ontology annotation, biological process: DNA integration. The transcript has 6 exons. The record is from RefSeq and is a predicted model, not a curated record. The coding region runs from base 1 to 1704 and encodes 567 amino acids. NCBI's taxonomy places the organism in Eukaryota, Viridiplantae, Streptophyta, Magnoliopsida, Solanales, Convolvulaceae. Gene Ontology annotation, molecular function: RNA-DNA hybrid ribonuclease activity; nucleic acid binding.
AUGGUCAUACAACGAGGAAUCGAACCCAAUCCUGAGAAGGUAAAAGCAAUAUUGGACAUGAAGCCACCAACUACCUUGAAAGAAGUCCAAAGAUUGACUGAUAGAGCAGCCAAUUCAAAGCACUGUGGAGGAGGAGUUAUGCUGACAUCCCCAGAAGGCUUCAAGGUAUAUUAUGCCUUAAUAUACAAGUUCAAGGCUUCUAAUAAUGAGGCCGAAUAUGAAGCCAUGAUUGGGAGUGUGCGACUGGCAAUUGCUUUAGGUGCUCGAAAAGUUCGGAUUCGCACGGAUUCCAGGCUGGUAGUCGGACAAAUUAAAGGAACUUUCGAGGCCAAAGGAGAAAACAUGAGGUUGUACAAGGAUGUUGUCGAAGGACUGCUCACCAAAUUGGAAACUUAUGAAAUCCAUCAUGUGCUGCGAUUGGAGAAUCAGGAGGCCGACAUCCUAUCCAAGUUAUUCUUGGGAGGGAUACCCGACCACCUAAAGCGAAUAUGCAAGACGGAGAUAGUUGAUAUGCCAAGUACGGAAACCUUGGUAAUCGCCGCAGUGUUCCCCCUAGAAGUGCGGACCCCGGAUGAUUGGAUUGAAGAGUUAGUUAAGUAUAUUACUCAAGCUGAACUCCCUAAUGAUCCCAAAAAAGCAGCUAAGAUAAAAAGAAGAGCGCCAACAUAUGUGAUAUUAGAUGGACAGUUGUACAAAAAGUUUUUUGGCGGACCGCUGCUUAAGUGUCUACUGCCCCAGCAAGCUCAGGAAGUGAUAGAAGAAGUUCAUCAAGGGGUUUGUGCUGUUCACCAGGGUGCUAACACUCUGACCAGGAAGUUGAUCAUUCAGGGAUAUUACUGGCCUAGCAUGAUUCACGACUGCAUCCAAAAAGUUUUACGUUGUGAGAUUAUUUCACCAAAUGGAUCGAAGCUGAACCACUGGUCACCAUCACUGAUUACCAAUGUAGAAGAACAUCUGAUUACUGAUAAUGGUCGGCAAUUUGACAAUCAAGCAUUCACCGAGUUCUGCUCAACAUAUGCCAUCCGACACACCAAAGUCUCGGUAGCUUAUCCUCAGGGUAAUGGACAAGUGGAAAAUGCCAACCGAACCAUUAUGGAAGGCCUCAAAAAGAGAAUUGAAGAAGAAGGCGGUGCUUGGGUCGACCAGUUGGAUUACAUCCUUUGGGCUUACCGGACCACGCCACGCCGAGCAACUAGAGAAACACCCUUCAGUUUGACCUAUGGGUUCGAGGCCAAGGUACCUGUGGAAAUCCUUAACCCGACUAGAAGGGUCCAACUAUAUGAUGAUCAAACCAACGAGGAGACCAUGCAAAUAGAGAAAAACUUUCUGGAGGAACGAAGAGAUGUAGCGGAAAGAAGAGUGGCUGAGUACCAACGCUCAGUCAAAAGGUACCAAGAUGCCCGCACUAACCCUAAGUACUUUGAUAUCGGUGACUUGGUCCUACGAGAUCGAGAAGCCAGUCAACCAACCAGUGGAGGAAAAAUGGCGAAGAAAUGGGAAGGACCCUAUAGGGUGUCCGCCAUUGUCAGACCUGGUACCUACAAGAGUCAUGGGAUGGAAUACAGACCAACACGGUCAAAACAAAAGGAAGAUCAAAAGGUGUCCUGGUACAAAUAUCAGGCGAUCAUUUUUAAAAAGAAAGGUGGAAGGAUGCUUAACCAUUAUGUGGUUGACAAAUUAGCCUUUCAGAAUAUGGCCUGGUGA